Cladophialophora immunda is the source of this 1406-nucleotide messenger RNA. RefSeq names its product 40S ribosomal protein S3. Gene Ontology annotation, cellular component: nucleus; cytosolic small ribosomal subunit. Gene Ontology annotation, biological process: translation. The record is from RefSeq and is a predicted model, not a curated record. Gene Ontology annotation, molecular function: RNA binding; structural constituent of ribosome. NCBI's taxonomy places the organism in Eukaryota, Fungi, Ascomycota, Eurotiomycetes, Chaetothyriales, Herpotrichiellaceae. The transcript has 3 exons. Bases 81 to 875 code for a protein of 264 amino acids.
CCCCACAUUGAAUUUCACACGUUUUGGGACUGCGAACUUGCCAACAUCAACUCUUUGCUCGUUGAGAUCAAAUCGCCAACAUGACUACCCAGCAAGGCGCUAUCAGCAAGCGUCGCAAGUUCGUCGCUGACGGUGUUUUCUACGCCGAACUGAACGAAUUCUUCCAGCGCGAGCUGGCCGAGGAGGGUUACUCUGGCGUCGAGGUCCGAGUCACACCUACCGUUACUGAUAUCAUCAUCCGCGCAACACACACCCAAGAAGUCCUGGGCGAACAGGGCCGACGCAUUCGCGAGCUCACCUCCCUGAUCCAGAAACGCUUCAAAUUCCCCGAGAACAGCGUCUCCCUAUAUGCCGCCAAAGUGCAGAAUCGUGGUCUCUCCGCCGUCGCACAAUGCGAAUCUCUCCGAUACAAAUUGCUCAAUGGUCUCGCCGUGAGACGGGCUUGCUACGGUGUUUUGCGGUUCAUUAUGGAGAGCGGUGCUAAGGGCUGUGAGGUCGUGGUCAGUGGAAAACUGAGAGCUGCUCGGGCAAAGAGUAUGAAAUUCACGGACGGCUUCAUGAUCCACUCCGGUCAACCCGUCAACGACUUCAUCGAUUCCGCAACCCGACACGUCCUCCUCCGCCAGGGUGUCCUGGGCAUCAAAGUAAAGAUCAUGCGCGGCUCUGAUCCCGAAGGAAAGGCCGGUCCACAGAAAUCUCUGCCCGACAGCGUCACCAUUAUCGAACCCAAGGAGGAACAACCUGUCGUGCAACCUAUGAGUCAAGAUUACGGUGCAAAGGCAUUGGCUGCUCAACAGGCAGCGCAAGAUGCCCGGGCGGCGGCCGAUGCCGAGGAAGGCGGCGCCGGCGGGGAGGAGCAAUAUGCCCAGGAGUAGGAAUCCCGAGAUGUUGGUGCUUCUUCUACGGUUGCGGCUGUUGGGGCAGCUUGCCAGGCCGUUUAUGAUGGUGCCGGUGAAGGGCCGUUGGCUCCUACUGCUGUUGUGGUACCGCCUCAGCCGGUCUACGAAUCUGCUGGAGUGGAUGUCUGGGCUAUGGACGAUACUGGAGCUACUGGCAGCUGGUGAUUCUGGUGAUCUGCAUCGCACCUAGCGCAUGACCGGCAAGAAAAACGGGUUGUGCAAAGAGCAAAUGUGACUCGGGGCGCUUCUUUUAGAAAAUGGGCCAGACCCACAGUCCUUGAAUGCAUGUAAAAGAACAGAGAAAACAUGUCACGGGCUUUUUCCUAAAUAGCGUCGGGCAGACAUCGAGUUCUUAAUUCUAACUACAAGAACACCUCAACAUUGAACUCCAACGCACUGACUGGAUAUCUCAACUCGAACUUCUCCAGUACCGUUGGAUGCAGGAUUCCAAAGCUCCCAAUAACGACUUCUUUCCCGGCAAUUCUCGCGUGGAUGCUGGCUCCGUGA